AUGGGUGAGCUUGUAAAUGCUGCAAGAACAUUAGGUGAAACAGGAAAUUUUGUAGAUGGUUUUAAAAGACUUGUUUCAAAUGUUUUAACAAACACAAAGAAAUUAUUUAGAUAUACCGUACAUAACAGACGGAUUUUCGAACAGAUAGCAACAAACCCUCCGGUUAUGGCUGCGUUGAUGAUGGUUAGAGAUAUAAAACCACGUAACGACGGGAACGAAGAACAUGAACAACAGGAUACUGGUCGGGUUAUUCGAGACAUUAAAAACGUGUAUCCUGAAGUUAUUGAUUUAUUUAGAGGUGUUAAUGAUUCGAUUUCAAAUCAUUCUAUAACCCUCGAUGAAGAGAAUAAAUUAACAGAUUAUAUAUUCGUCAUUAUUGCAGAAUUAAUGAAGAGAAUAAAUGAAAAAGGAAUUGGUGAUAUCAUUAAUGUCAGCGAUGUAAUGAUGAAAAGAAAUUUUGACUCAUUAUUUACAAAACCGAAAACAGAAUAUAGUCUUUAUGACGUAAUUACCGAAUUAAUGAAAAAGAUUAAUGAUAAUAAGAGUUCUGGCGGAAGAGUUGAAUUAGAAGUGAAUGAUGUUAAUGAGAAAUUAGCCGAAAAAGCAAACAAAAAUGAGCUUUUAGCUCUGAGUGAUAAAGUCAAGAACCAC
Molecule: messenger RNA, 651 nt
Organism: Trichomonas vaginalis G3
Lineage: Eukaryota; Parabasalia; Trichomonadida; Trichomonadidae
Exons: 1
Source: RefSeq, a predicted model, not a curated record